Oppia nitens is the source of this 1859-nucleotide messenger RNA. RefSeq names its product chitin deacetylase 1-like. The record is from RefSeq and is a predicted model, not a curated record. The transcript has 5 exons. Gene Ontology annotation, biological process: carbohydrate metabolic process. Gene Ontology annotation, cellular component: extracellular region. The coding region runs from base 206 to 1807 and encodes 533 amino acids. Gene Ontology annotation, molecular function: hydrolase activity, acting on carbon-nitrogen (but not peptide) bonds; chitin binding; protein binding. Lineage: Eukaryota; Metazoa; Arthropoda; Arachnida; Sarcoptiformes; Oppiidae.
UUUUAACACUUAUAUAUACAGGUAUUUCUCUUAUGAAAUGACUACAAAAAAUCUUUUUAAGUAACAAAGUUUGAACAAAAAUUAUUUUUUUUGUGUGAGAGCACCGUUAGCUUUUAACUGGUGUGUAAUUGUGUUUAUUGAAAGCGUGCACUGCUUUAUUGGACAGUCAUUUAGUAUAGUUUAUUGAAACAAUUUGGCCAUAAAAAUGUAUGUUUUCUCACAUUUAUUACUGUCCGUAAUAUUUGCAUCUUUAUUUAUAAAUCAAGUUUUGAGCUCAUUUAUUGCCAAACGACAAACCGAUGAGAAUGACGCCGAACUUUGCAAAGGCCGACCUCCGAGUGAAUACUUCCGGUUGACCGCAGAUGAGGACUGUCGCGAUGUCGUCCGGUGUUCUGUUCAGGGAUUGCUUGCACUUCGGUGUCCAUCUGGUCUUGCAUUUGAUAUCGACAAACAAACGUGUGAUUGGAAAUCAAAUGUGAAAAAUUGUGCCCAACUCGAGAAGCCUCGAUUGGCCACACCGUUGUUCGCCACCGAUGAUCCCAUCUGUGAGACGGGUAAACUUGCGUGUGGUAAUGGAGAUUGUAUUGAUAAGGAACUGUUCUGUAACGGCAAUCCUGACUGUGCCGACGGAUCAGAUGAAAAUGCUUGCACGGUCGAAAAAGACCCGAACAGAGCCCCUCCCUGUGAUCAAAGUCAGUGUGUCCUUCCCGACUGUUUUUGUUCCCCCGACGGCACACAAAUUCCGGCCAAAUUAGAGCCGACAAAUGUUCCGCAAAUGAUUAUGAUAUCAUUUGACGACGCCGUCAAUAACAAUAAUAUUGAUAUUUACGAAAAAAUUUUCAAAGACGGCCGCAAUAACCCCAAUGGCUGUUCAAUUAAGACUACGUUUUUCGUGUCUCACAAGUAUACUAACUACUCGGCCGUUCAGGAAAUGCACCGAAAGGGUCACGAAAUUGCCGCCCAUUCCAUAACUCACAAUCCAAGCGAAAAAUACUGGAGUGAAGCCAACCUCGAGACCUGGGCUAAAGAGAUGGCUGGAGUCAGGCUUAUCGUUGAGCGCUUCGCCAACAUUACCGACAACUCUAUUGUUGGCGUUCGGGCCCCUUAUCUGCGAGUCGGCGGUAAUAACCAAUUCUUUAUGAUGGAAGAGCAGGCUUUCCUUUAUGAUUCAACUAUAACCGCACCGCUCAGCAAUCCUCCUCUAUGGCCGUAUACUUUGUAUUUCCGAAUGCCCCAUAAAUGUCACGGAAAUGGACAGAAUUGUCCGACCCGUUCACACGCUGUCUGGGAAAUGGUUAUGAAUGAAUUAGACAGAAGAGAUGAUCCCAACUUUGAUGAAGAGUUGUCCGGUUGUUCAAUGGUUGACAGUUGUGCUAACCUUAUUACAGGCGACCAGUUUUACAACUUUUUGAAUCAUAAUCUUGACAGACAUUAUAAGACCAAUAGAGCACCGUUGGGUAUCUUUUUCCACGCCAGUUGGCUGAAACUUAAUCCCGAAUACUUGGACGCCUUUAUCCAAUGGAUUGAUGAGACACUCGACAAAAAUGAUGUCUACUUCGUCACAAUGACACAAGUGUUGCAAUGGAUGCAAUCGCCGACUGAGUUGACACAGAUCAAGGACUUUGCCCCGUGGAAGGAAAAGUGUGAUGUCAAGGGUCAGCCUCUGUGUAAUCUCCCGAACCACUGUCCAACGAGCACUCGAGAGCUGCCCGGAGAGACCAUCCGUUUGCACACUUGUUCCGAGUGUCCCCAGAACUACCCGUGGCUGGAGGACCCAACUGGUGAUUACUUUGCUUUUAAAAAGUAAACCGAGUCAUUAACAGUAUACAGUAUAUAUAGUAUAAAUUUAUAUAUAUAUA